Messenger RNA from Staurois parvus, 1300 nucleotides. The record is from the annotation of a GenBank genome assembly. Lineage: Eukaryota; Metazoa; Chordata; Amphibia; Anura; Ranidae.
GGAAGAUGUUUUCCAGCUUGUUGGAGAAAAUGGAGCUGUUCAAACAAGAAACCAUGCAGGAUCUCGUCAAAAGGGAACAUCAACUAAGCUUCACUAGGCAGAAGAAUGCAUUUGAAAAUAUUAACAACAAUCCAGCAAUGGAUGCACCCAGUAUUCCAGAAGAUGAGAGUGAGAAGAAAAGCAGUACACAGUUUCAUGAGAUAGUAGAGGCCUUAAACACGUACCUGAGCCCUUUACUACUACAACUGGAAGUCUCUCUGCCAAGACAGCCAUCUACACCACUUUCAUCCAGCGAGUCAGUACGAGCAAAGUCAAGAGAGAAGGAGGAGAAGCCAGCAUCAAGUGCAUCAGUAGAAGUGGGAGAUUACAUAAUAUUAUUGGCUGACAGAUUUCUUCAGCAGAUGCCCCUGGAAGCGCUGGCAGUUUUCAAGGAUGAUAGUGGGAACUCUGUGUCUAGAGACUUUUCUCUUCAAUUACUGUAUAACCGGAUUCAUACAGAGCAGACAGAAGAAGGAGAAUUAAAGCGAGAGGUGAAGAGUGCAAAAGAAUCCAAACAGAAAAAAAAUAUAAAGACUAUACCCAUCAAUCGAGAUCUGCCAGCUAACUGCAUGCCAGUCGAAACCCACCGAUUCAAGUAUAUUGUGGAUCUUACAAUGAAAUACUAGAACCAGAAACACUCAGCCCAGCCUACAGAAUAAAUGAGGUACUUGUAAAGUAUGGACAGCAAUUUACAGCUCAUUGGGAAGGAAUUAUCGGCAGCACACGCGUGUGCCCAGCCAUGCAGAAUGGGAAAAUCCUCAUGGCCAGUUGCAGUGCAUUCAUUUUCUAUGGUGCCGAGAAAUUUCUGGCUCAUGUAAUGCUGGAUAAAAUUCUUGUCAUGGAUUUUACAGGCUGUCAGUUGAUGAUUCUUUUAGACCAGGUGCGCACAAGUCAGAGUUUUUCAAGGCAAUCAACCAUCGAUGUACAAAAGAGUAAAAGUCAAUUGAGACUAGAAAGACCAAUGGAGACGGCCCUCCUACUAAGUGUAGCAGGGGUUCGCUCUAUAAUGCUCAACCAGUGGAACACAAGUGUGGAACAGAACGCUAGAAGAUUGGACUUCCUCUCAGAGUAUCUGCUAGCACUUGGGAAGACCACUGGGCAGACUGUACACAGCCUGCAAAAACUCAAGAGUUGCUCAGAAGUGAAAGAAGGAGAUGUCUCUGAAGAAGAACGUAGUUCAAGGAAUCCAUCAGUACCUGGUGCAGACUCAUACUUUUUUAACUAUACACUGUAUGGCCUGCCCAAUAUGGUGGUUAUGUAA